AUGGGCAAAAAGGAGGAUGAGCUGUUGACAGCCUCCGACGCGGACUUGGACGCUCAGUUGUCCCUAUUCAACUCGAUCAAAACGACAAGCGAUUUGCUGCUAGAAGCGGCUCACUACUAUCACGGGUUUCUUUUGGACGCGGCACACGCCGAGAAUGGGGUCGGCAAAUUUUUGAAAGAUCGAGGAAAGUUGCAGAGAAGAGAAGAGACGAAAAAGGUAAUGAUCGCCGUGGGCAGAGCUUUCCUCUUCGCUUCACACCAAAGAGCCGCCAUUUGCAAUCCGUUGUUGAGAUUUUACGAGGAAUUGUGUGUUUUCAAUGAGAGAGCCAUCUUCGAUUGUGGGCAAACAGCUGAAGCAGCCGAGCGUUGUCAACAUUACAGGGGCAGUUUGUUGUGGAUGAAACAGGAAAGUGAUGAGCUCGAGCCGACGAAUCGCCGACAAAUGGAGCGUUUCCGAGAAGUGCAAACGACGGUUCGAUUGAAUAAGGAAAGGCUGGAUCGACUCAAGGAGGACACAUUGCAGAAGGUCGAAUUGCUCUCAGCGAGUCGCUCUCAUCUUUUGUCGCAUUUACUGGGAAGAUACCUUGAACUUCUAACAACUUACUAUCAAAAAACGUCAACGAUCUAUGCGACGUUGGCGAAAAAUCUCUCCGUCUACGAUCACUACGAUUUCGAGAUUUUGACGGAACUCAUCGAACCGGAGAAAGCUGAGGAACAACAACAACAACCGGACCUGCUACGCUUUGAUGAACACGACGAGACGAGCUUACGGUAUUUGUUUGGCCGAGAUUCGCCCAGUGAAGAGAGAUUGAUUCCACAAAAUGGGAUUCGGUUUGGUGAUGGCGAGGAUCGAGCCGAGAGUCCACUGAUCGGUGAUCAAGAUGAAGUGGGCGAAGAGGCGUUUGAAAGAUUGACAAUUGAUCGGGAAAACACCGCUCCCUCGCUGGCUUCUUUACCUACUUUAUUCGGUGACUCGUGCGUUCCAAAAUUGACUCCGCCACCAGUGUUGGAUCGUGGGAAAAGCGAUGAUAAAUCAAAAGGAUUCUCGAAGAAUACAUUGGAUCUUCUGUCGUUAAACGAUGAUCUAUUCAAUGAGUUAUCGGGCACAACAAGUUCAAACUAUGGCCUCCUGGGAGUUCAGGGCGCUUUCCCGAAUCCUUUCCAAGGAAAUGUCGAACACAGCAAUGAAUGGGAAUCGCUUCUCUCACAAUGCGACUCGCAAAAUGUCAAUGAUCUGAUC
Mesorhabditis belari is the source of this 1239-nucleotide messenger RNA. The record is from the annotation of a GenBank genome assembly. NCBI's taxonomy places the organism in Eukaryota, Metazoa, Nematoda, Chromadorea, Rhabditida, Rhabditidae.